UAUGGAGACGGAGUGAGGCCAGUAAAGGAAGCGCGACGCCUCAGGACGGUUAAAAUCCGCCGCAGUGGAUGAAGAACCUGCAUUAAAUCAGCCCUGGUGUUUGUACUGCCACAAUGAAGCUCCUAUGUCUUACCGUCCUCUACAAAGGAGAGAGCAAAGCCAGCCUACUGAAGGCAGCCUAUGAAUUAUCUUCAUUCGGGUUUUUUCAAAGAUCCAGCAUUCAGGAGUUCAUGACUUUCACUUGUGGCCUCAUAGUGGAACGUUCUGCACUUGGCGCUCAAGCUUCGGUCAGUGAGAAAGAGUACAUGUGUCAUGUGCACAUACGGGACGAUGGUCUGAGCGCUGUGGCCGUCGCAGACAGCGAGUAUCCACAGCGCGUGUGUUUUUCACUGCUCGACAAGGUGUUGGAUGAGUUCUCUAGACAGGUGGAUGACCGACAGUGGCCUACUGGAACUCCAGAAACCAUCCGCUUCACCAUGCUAGAGGAGUACCUUAACAAAUACCAGAAUCCUAGAGAAGCUGACGCACUGACCAGAGUCCAGGCAGAAGUUGAUGAGACAAAGAUCAUUUUGCACAGAACCAUGGAGUCAUUAUUGGACAGAGGAGAGAAGCUGGAUGAUCUGGUGCAGAAGUCAGAGGAACUUGGACAAACGUCCAAAGCCUUUUACAAAACUGCUCGGAAGCAAAAUCGCUGCUGCAAGAUGAUGUGAUUUGUCCUGUCUCAGAUCUCCAGGCUGAAGGUUUUUGACAUCAAGACUAACGAGAAAGUGCUUAUGCAGUCAGCAUUUUUCUUCAUUUUCUUUGAGUAUUAAACCAGAGUGAUGGAAUGUUAUUAAUAAUGUUUCCUUCACCUCACUGGGGCUGUAAAAAUCAAUCUUUCUGGUGCCUUUACAUUAUCCUGUGUCUUUCUGAGAACCUUUUCUAUUUUUGACUUCCAUUCCAACUUGAGUUUUGCUAUUGAGUUACAAGGCUAAUGUAGGUAACAAGUAAUGGAAGGCUGGUAAUGGACAAUGGGUAAUGGUAAGAUCCUGCCUUGAAGAUGGCUGCUACUAGUGUUUUUAGCCAUGCUAACGCAUAUUUGUCCAUUUUUAUAGACUACAGUAUAUAAUACAGUGUCAUACAAGUCUGUGUGGGAUUACUUAACAUUUCAACAUGGUUUAAGGCAAAUGAAUGGUAAUUUAGACCUACAGUUAGCACAAAGAUGCUAACCUUGACUGUGAGGUUAUAAGGUUUGUUCGCUACAUUAGCCUCACAGCAUCCAUGCAAAGCUAAAGCAAACUUCAGACACUAAACCCAGGCUGUUCAACAACAAUAGGAGUAAGGUGGAAAUUUGAUAGUUUGCAAGACUGCAAGAGGCAGCUUAGCACAGACAGUCAUAACACUGUCCAGAGACUUUUAUUAUUAUUUAUGAAUAUGUGGAGUGUGGACUACUUUGGCAGCAGUGCAAGUUAUUUGAAGUUGUUUGCCUUUGUGUGAAAAGAAUGGUCUGAGGACCAGCAUUAGAGCUUCCGAGGAAAUGAGCGUUGCUGUUUUGUUUUCCAUUUCGUUCCUUUAGUUAAGAAGCUUUAACCGUAAUCAGAGGUGUGAAGAACAAAAUCAGGAAGUUCAGAUGAAAUUCUUGAAAAACUACUUAUACAAAUUGUUUGGCUUGUGGGGAAAGACUUGGCAAUAGAUUGGAAGGGGAAUGCCACCAGUUUAUUCAAAAUUUCUAUGUAAUUGAAUCGUUGAAAAGUCAUUCGGAGUGAAAUGGUCACAAUGUCUACAAGACAAACAUAGCCGUUUACCACCAGUGAACCCACACACAUCUUCAGUUUUUAUUUGUAAUAUUUAUGAUGGUAAAAUAGUGGUAAAUAUAAGUUAUCUUCUGGAACAGCUUCACAACACCCUGCAUGCACGUCUGUGAAUUUUAAUUUGAACAACUUUCUGUUAGGGAGUUUAUAGACACAUUAACGUCUGGUUCCUAUUGCCGCCAUUGUAAACAAUUCUGACGUGGUAGUUUCUCUACCACGGAACAUAAAGCUAUUCUGAAUGACUUUUAUUACAUCUUACUGACGUAAUUAUGCACAAACUUUGAAAAAUCUGUGGCAUUUCCCCUUGCCUUUGCAAGUUUUCUUUUAACAUGCAUGAUGUAUAGUAUAUACUUUUACUGUUGGUGUGUUUAUUCAGUCUUAUACACAAAAACGUUCAGUCAAUUUUCUCUUGUCUUGGCUUAUUUAUUUAUGUGGUGUUUUGCCUUUUGGUGUCUCAACCUUUUGUGUCUAUCUGGGGCUAAAUGUUUUGUCUCCGUAUUUCUUCAGUGUUUACAUUUUGGCCAGCUUUUGCCAGUCUACUGUACUUUCUGUUUACAGUAUUGUAGCAGGCUACAGUAUUGAUGUCGUUUGACAGCAGUGGUUAGAUUUAAAUGAAGACUGAUCUGUACUACU
This is a messenger RNA of Colossoma macropomum (tambaqui), 2423 nucleotides long. Its product is annotated as synaptobrevin homolog YKT6-like. Gene Ontology annotation, molecular function: SNAP receptor activity. The transcript is spliced from 8 exons. Bases 114 to 710 code for a protein of 198 amino acids. Gene Ontology annotation, cellular component: Golgi apparatus. The record is from RefSeq and is a predicted model, not a curated record. Gene Ontology annotation, biological process: endoplasmic reticulum to Golgi vesicle-mediated transport. NCBI's taxonomy places the organism in Eukaryota, Metazoa, Chordata, Actinopteri, Characiformes, Serrasalmidae.